AUGGAGCAUCCGGCACACCAGGCUGCUAUGUGGACGCCACCUCCGCGGCAUACACUCAAAUGUAACGUAGAUGCGGCAUCUUCCAUCGAAGGAGCCAGCUAUGGCGCUGUGGUCCGGGACCAUGCCGGUGAUUUUGUAGCGGCGAAAAGCGGACGCAUCGAGGGGAUCGUUGACCCAUACAUGGCUGAAGCGAUCGGUGUCAGAGAAAUGUUGUCGUGGCUUAAAGAGCAACACCACAGGAGUAUAAUUAUUGAGUCUGACUGUUUAAGUUUCUGUAAUGCUUUUAAUUCUAGAUCUUUUGAUUUGUCCUAUGUUGGUUUGAUAGUUAAGCAAUGUGUGUUGAUUGCUAGGGACAUUGGGGAUGUUAGCAUUACCCAUGUCAGGAGGUCAGCGAACUGCGUGGCUCAUGAGCUAGCUCGGGCAACCGGUUCUACAGCAUAUCUCACCAAGUUGUAUUGCUCGUUUUUUCACUCAGUAAUGAAGUUCUUUCUAUUUGCUUCAAAAAAUUAG
This is a messenger RNA of Ipomoea nil (Japanese morning glory), 510 nucleotides long. RefSeq lists its product as uncharacterized. The transcript has a single exon. NCBI's taxonomy places the organism in Eukaryota, Viridiplantae, Streptophyta, Magnoliopsida, Solanales, Convolvulaceae. The record is from RefSeq and is a predicted model, not a curated record. Bases 1 to 510 code for a protein of 169 amino acids. Gene Ontology annotation, molecular function: RNA-DNA hybrid ribonuclease activity; nucleic acid binding.